This is a messenger RNA of Marmota monax (woodchuck), 3072 nucleotides long. RefSeq names its product signal peptide peptidase like 2B (gene Sppl2b). Gene Ontology annotation, biological process: membrane protein proteolysis. The record is from RefSeq and is a predicted model, not a curated record. Lineage: Eukaryota; Metazoa; Chordata; Mammalia; Rodentia; Sciuridae. Gene Ontology annotation, molecular function: aspartic endopeptidase activity, intramembrane cleaving. The transcript has 15 exons. The coding region runs from base 13 to 1728 and encodes 571 amino acids. Gene Ontology annotation, cellular component: lumenal side of endoplasmic reticulum membrane; cytoplasmic side of endoplasmic reticulum membrane; Golgi-associated vesicle membrane.
GCAAAACAGCGCAUGCGCGGUGCGGAGCCCGGGGCGUCGCUGGGAAACUGGUGCCUUCGGCUGCGGCGGGACCCGCGGACAUGGCGGCUGCGGCGCUGGCGCGGCUUGUCACCGCUUUUCUGUUCCUCGCGGCCGAGGUGGCCUGUGAGUACGGCAUGGUGCGUGUGCUUCCGGAGAGUGGGACCCCCAAAGGCAAGGACUACUGCAUCCUGUACAACCCCCAGUGGGCCCACCUGCCGCAGGACCUCAGCAAGGCGUCUCUCCUGCAGCUGCGCAACUGGACGGCCUCGCUGCUGUGCUCCCCGAGCGACCUCCCCGCCAGCGGCUUCAGCAGCCAGAUCCCACUGGUGGCCCGCGGGAACUGCACCUUCUACGAGAAGGUGCGGCUGGCCCAGGGCAGCGGGGCGCGCGGGCUGCUCAUCGUCAGCAAGGAGAAGCUGGUUCCCCCAGGAGGCAACAAGACGCAGUACGAGGAGAUUGGCAUCCCCGUGGCCCUCCUCAGCCACAGAGACAUGCUGGACAUCUUCAGGGCAGAGCUUCGGCCAAGCAGUGCGGGUGGCGCUGUACGCACCCAGUGAGCCGGUGCUGGACUACAACAUGGUCAUCAUCUUCAUCAUGGCCGUGGGCACCGUUGCCAUCGGGGGCUACUGGGCCGGGAGCCGGGAUGUGAGGAAAAGGUACAUGAAACACAAGCGGGACGACGGGCCCGAGAAGCAGGAGGAGGCGGCGGUGGACGUGACGCCUGUCAUGAUCGGCGUGUUCGUGGUCAUGUGCUGCUCCAUGCUGGUGCUGCUCUACCACUUCUACGACCACCUGGUCUAUGCCAUCAUCGGGAUCUUCUGCCUGGCCUCCUCCACCGGCCUCUACAGCUGCCUGGCCCCCUGCGUGCGCCGGCUGCCCUUCUGCGAGUGCAGGGUCCCCGACAACAGCCUGCCCUACUUCCACAAGCGCCCGCAGGCCCGCAUGCUGCUCCUGGCUCUCCUCUGCAUCGCCGUCAGUGUGGUGUGGGGCGUCUUCCGCAACGAGGACCAGUGGGCGUGGGUCCUGCAGGACACGCUGGGUGUGGCCUUCUGCCUCUACAUGCUCAGGACCGUCCGCCUGCCCACGUUCAAGGCCUGCACGCUGCUCCUGCUGGUGCUCUUCCUCUACGACGUCUUCUUCGUCUUCGUCACGCCCUUCCUGACCAAGAGCGGGAACAGCAUCAUGGUGGAGGUGGCCACUGGGCCCUCGGACUCGGCCACUCGUGAGAAGCUGCCCAUGGUCCUGAAGGUGCCCAGGCUGAAUGCCUCGCCACUGGCCCUGUGUGACCGGCCCUUCUCCCUCCUGGGCUUUGGAGACAUCCUGGUGCCAGGGCUGCUGGUGGCCUACUGCCACAGGUUCGACAUCCAGGCACAGUCCUCCCGGGUCUACUUUGUGGCCUGCACCGUGGCCUAUGGCAUUGGCCUCCUGGUGACGUUUGUGGCACUGGCACUCAUGCAGCGUGGCCAGCCCGCCCUCCUCUACCUGGUGCCCUGCACUCUGGUGACGAGCUGCCUGGUGGCGCUGUGGCGCCGGGAGCUGGGCGCCUUCUGGACGGGCAGCGGCUUUGCGGUGAAUACGGAAAGACCUACCUCAGACCCAGUGGGCACCGGCUCCUGCCGACAGUCCACAGCCUCCGAAGGACUCAGACGCCCCGCUGUCCCCACGGUCUGUCAGCCAAGAACCAGUCAGGUCCCCUAUGCCCCCUGAGAAGCCCCAGGAACCGUCCGCACCUGAGGAGACGGGGGCAGCAGCCCCUGCCCAGGAGCCCAAGAUCCCGGACAGCAGCACCCCAGAAGCCACGCAGCCAGGGACCUUGGCCUAGGGAGAAGGUGCACGGCUCUGGACCCUCGCGGCCGCCACAUCACGCCGAGAUGCUGGGGCUGCCUGUGUCUGCAGCGGACGUGGGUGCCACCGCCCCCUGGACAAGGCCUGCGCCGGGCCCCUCUCCUACAUGGUGCUCAGUGCCCGGCGAGGUUCCCGCAGCUCCCCCUCCGCCCCUGCCUGCCCCCGCUGCAGCCGCACCCUGGCCCUCUCCAGCGGCUCCGCCUGCUUGGCUGCCCUGCCUGCCAGCCCUGCAGUCUUCCUUUGGGUCCUCCUCCUGGUUUCACGAGGGGUGCUUGUGCUCUCUGGAGCCCAGUGGGCGCUGCCCAGGUCCCUGCGUUUGGUGCUUCCCUCCUGCUGCCCCGGGCUCUCCCUGCAGGACUGCUCUGACGGGCUGACUCCCGAGACCCCUGGACCAGGUGCCAGGAGCCGUGGCCCCCGGGGCAGGAAGCAGCCACAUCCCGGGGCUCCAGCUGAGGCCUGAGGGACAGGGCCCGUGGGGCUGGGGGUGGCGAGCCAGGCUUGGGUGAAGGCAGCGGUCCUCAGCAGGGCCAUCAGCCAGUGGCACGCGAGUCUGCCCCGUGGAGCAGGCCGGGCACCAGCGUCCUGGAGCUGGGGAGUAGGACUGGCCCAGGGCCCAGUCUUCACGAGUCACAAGUGUCAGCGUGGCACCUGGUGCCUCCUCUGUGGAGGGGCUUCUGGAAGGUGCGAGGAUGACCCAGAGUUGGCCUUCUGCCCUCUACCUCAUCGACUGACAGGGGCCUGAGCUGGAGUUGGCCCAGGUGUGGCUGCUGGGCCUGCGUCUCGCUGCACGUCCCCACUGCAGGCCAGGAAGGCGACAGAGCCUGGCGUCCUGCAGCCUGCGCACAUCCCCACGUGGCCCCUGCCCAGGGCAGAUGUGCCAGCACUGCAGACGGCGAGCGCAUCUGCCUCCAGGGAGAGGACGAGGAUGGCCCUCCCCGAAAGCCACCGCCAGCGCCUCUUAGCCACUCCUGUCCUGGAGGGGUGAGCUUGGCCAAGAGCAGCGGUUCCUCUGGACGCUGAGGUGCUGGGCGGGACCUGGGGGCAGGCGGCUGCUUCUGCACUCAGACUGCACCCUGAGCCGCCCGGGGCGGGUCAGGGCCACGUCCUCAGGCUGGGGUGGACCAGGGUGGACUUCCCAGGCAAGCGCCACUCAGGGUUGGCCUUGCUUCUGUUGACUAAGGAUUAAACGUCGCUUUUGGUAUCUGC